Molecule: messenger RNA, 2475 nt
Organism: Nematolebias whitei (Rio pearlfish)
Lineage: Eukaryota; Metazoa; Chordata; Actinopteri; Cyprinodontiformes; Rivulidae
Product: meprin A subunit beta-like
Exons: 24
Coding region: 1-2475 (824 amino acids)
Biological process (GO): proteolysis
Cellular component (GO): membrane
Molecular function (GO): protein binding; zinc ion binding; metalloendopeptidase activity
Source: RefSeq, a predicted model, not a curated record
AUGACAGGACGAGAGACAGAGCAUGACACCAUGAAGGACAAUCCGGAGACAAAUGACAAGACGUCAAGACUUGCCAUGGAGGUAAAAGGCUUCAUUAUCUUUAUGGUAAACUUGGUCGUUUCAUCAGUACUCGCCAACCCUAUGCCAAACACUCGUAGCUCGAUUAUUGACCCGACCAAACUCUGGACAUCCCCAGUUUCCUAUGUGUUGGACAAAAGUCUUGAUAUGAAUGCUAAAGGAGUAAUCUUGCGAGCAUUAGACCAGUUCAGAUUGAAGUCAUGCAUCGACUUUAAAGUAUGGGAGUCUGAGAAGUUCUACCUAAACCUCCAAAAGUUCAGCGGGUGUUGGUCUUAUGUUGGCCAGACAUUUGCCAAUGGACAGGACCUCUCAAUUGGAGCAGGCUGUGAUAUAAUUGGAAUCGCUGAACAUGAGAUCCUUCAUGCUCUUGGCUUCUACCAUGAACAGUCAAGAUAUGACAGAGAUGAUUAUGUGCAGAUUGUUUUGAACAACAUCAUAAAAGGUUACGAGUCUAAUUUUGACAAGAUUAGCAGUGCAAUCAGCAGCACUCAUGGAACCCCAUAUGACUACUUGUCUGUGAUGCACUACGAUAAAAAUGCAUUCACCAAUGGCAAUGGCUCUACAAUUAUAACCAUUGAUCCUAAAUACCAAGACGUGAUUGGUCAAAGACUGGAUAUGAGUCCUCUUGAUGUUGAAGAGUUAAACCUUCUCUACAACUGCAACUCAAGCAUUGCCUUUAUGUUAUACUGUGGUUUUUCUAAUGGGACUACGUGCAGCAUGGACCAGUGUUCACAGAAUGGCAAGGGCUGGGAAGUGGUAACACAAGUUAGUGGAGGUCCAAGCUCUGACCAUACUAGUCUACCCAGUGGAAGUGGAAAUAUCAAUCAGGAGUUGGGAUACUUCAUCCAUGCCAGCACAGCAUUAGGUCAAGAAGGAGAUUCAUCCCAGUUGAACACGCAGAGGAUGAGUCCCAAAAGAGGAUGCAAUGUUCAAUGUCUGCAGUUCUACUACUUCCACAGUGGGAAUGAGUCUGACCAACUUAACAUUUGGAUCAGAGAGUUUCAAAAUGACCAGGACACCACAGGAAUGCUCCGCCUUGUGGGCCAGAUCACUGGAUCUCCAACAUCUCACUGGAAGCUCCACUAUGUUUCUCUGAAUGCCACAAAACAGUUCCAGGUGAUGUUUGAGGUUCGGAAAGGAGCAGGGAGGUCUACGGGUGGUUUCUCAGUUGAUGACAUCAAUCUGUCGGAAACAGAGUGUCCACAUGUAUUUAUACAGAUUGAUGACUUUGAGAACCUUUUAAGCACUAGCCCCUUUGGCACUGCACUAUUCAGUCCACGGCAGUAUUCCAAAGAAGGCUAUGCUUAUAGGGCAGCUGCUGUACUUUACAACACAUUUGUUGGAUUGUAUGUGCAACUCUUGUCUGGUGACUAUGAUGGCCAGCUGCAGUGGCCCUGCGUACAAAAGCAAAUUAAUUUCCAGCUGCUUGAUCAAAACCCCACCAUUCAACAACAAAUGUCAAAGCAACUGAGUUUCGUCAGUGAUGAAACCCAAGUGAUAUCUAGUGGUACCCUUGUGUGGUCCAAUCCACGUGUAACUGGACAAGGAGUUUUUUAUGAGAAUGCCGAGUUAGUUUAUGGUGGACCUUUGUUUGGGUACUCGUAUUUUGCAUUCCUGAAUGACUUGCAGUCCAGAGAAUCCCUCAAGGGAGGCAGUGCUGUUUUCACGUUCAACUUUGAAGAUUUCACUCCACUAGUUAAUGGUAGUGCUCUACCUUGUCGUCAAGCGAGACCAGUAAACAUUAAAAAUCCUCCAUCAGUUGGCUCAUGCACACCAAGGAGCACGACCACCGUCAGUCCACCUCCCAAAACAACGAAUAACAGCAUCUCAGCUGCCACCAGUCCACAUCCUAUAACAACAAACAACAGCAUCUCAACUGCCACCAGUCCAUCUCCUACAACAACAAACAACAGCAUCUCAACCUCCACCAGUCCAACUCCUAAAACAACAAACAGCAUCUCAACCGCCACCAGUCCACCUCCUACAACAACAAACAACAGCAUCACAAUCAUCAUCAGACCACCUCCUCCAACAACAAACAACAGCAUCUCAAUCUCCACCAGUCCAUAUCCUAAAACAACAAACAACAGCAUCACAAUCAUCACCAGACCACCUCCUCCAACAACAAACAACAGCAUCUCAAACACCACCAGUCUACGUCCUCCAACAUCAACCAACAGGAUCUUAAUCAUCAACAGCACACCUCUUACAACAACAGACAACAGGACCUCUUCCAACACCAGUCCACCUCCUACAACAGACAACAGGCUCUCAACUACCACCAGUCCACCUCCUCCAACAACAAAAGAUGACAGAAGUAUUUUUGGGUUCGCUCCUGCUGUGGUGUCCUCUCCCUUCCUCAUUCUCCUGCUGACGUUGCUGUUUUUGGUUCAGUAA